AACAAAUCCACCCGGUUUGUCUGUCCUUUAGAGAAGAGGAAUCUUCUCUUCCGAGCGCACCGACCAAUCGGUCCGCUUCUGUCGCUUUCUCUUUGAUUCGAUCCCUAAUUUCUUCCUAAACCAAAAUCAAUUUGGAUUAGGGUUUCCUAUUUUAUCAAUUUUGAAAUUUAAUCGAAUUUCGUCUCUUUUUUCUCGUUUCUUCUAAAAAAAAUCAAGAAAUUGUGGGUUUUGAUUAGGUCACCGAGAUGGUGAGCUCGGAGGGUGCAUCCUCCUCCCCGCCGGUGAAACAAUACGGCGUAAGGAAACCGAUAUCAACCGCCGGUCCGACCGAAGCUGAUAUUCAGAGAACUCGUGAUUUGGAGAAGUUUUUGGGUGAUGCUGGGCUCUAUGAGAGCAAAGAUGAAGCUCUUAAGCGAGAGGAGGUUCUCGGUCGCAUUGGCCAGAUUGUUAAAGAUUGGGUAAGACAGCUCACUCGUUUGAGGGGAUACACAGAUCAGAUGGUGGAGGAUGCUAAUGCUGUGAUAUUUACUUUCGGCUCUUAUCGCCUUGGGGUGCAUGGUCCUGGGGCUGACAUUGACACAUUGUGUGUUGGGCCAUCUUAUGUAAAUAGAGAGGAAGAUUUUUUCUUUUUACUACACAACAUUUUGGCAGAAAUGGAAGAAGUUACAGAGUUACAACCAGUUCCAGAUGCUCAUGUUCCUGUAAUGAGAUUCAAGUUCGAUGGAAUAUCAAUUGAUCUUCUGUAUGCAAGCAUCUCCCUUUUGGUGGUUCCAGAUGACUUGGACAUCUCAAAUGUUUCUGUUCUGUAUGAUGUUGAUGAGCCUACUGCCCGGAGUCUCAACGGCUGCAGGGUGGCUGAUCAAAUUCUUAAGCUUGUCCCUAACGUUGAGAAUUUUUGCACUACGCUUCGGUGCUUAAAAUUUUGGGCUAAAAGACGUGGAGUUUAUUCCAAUGUCACUGGAUUUCUUGGUGGCGUUAACUGGGCUCUUCUUGUUGCUCGAGUGUGCCAACUUUACCCAAAUGCUAUUCCCAGUAUGCUUGUUUCUAGAUUUUUCAGGGUGUAUACACAGUGGCGCUGGCCAAACCCUGUGAUGCUGUGUCCCAUUGAAGAAGAUGAAGUCGGAUUAUCUGUUUGGGAUCCUCGUAAGAACCCUCGUGAUCGCACUCAUCAUAUGCCAAUCAUAACACCUGCUUACCCAUGCAUGAAUUCUAGCUACAAUGUCUCAACAAGUACACUGCGAGUCAUGAUGGAGCAGUUCCAGUACGGUAACAAGACAUGUGAGGAGAUAGAACUGAAUAAAAUCCAAUGGAGUACUUUGUUUGAGCCAUAUAUGUUCUUCGAAAGCUACAAAAAUUACCUGCAGGUUGACAUAAUUGCUGCUGAUAUAGAUGAUUUGCGUUCUUGGAAAGGCUGGGUGGAAUCCCGUUUAAGGCAGUUGACUCUUAUGAUUGAGCGUGACACAUAUGGGAAGUUGCAAUGUCAUCCCUACCCUCAUGAGUAUGUUGAUACCUCCAAACCAAGUGCACAUUGUGCCUUUUUUAUGGGCUUGCAGAGGAAACAGGGGGAGAUGGUACAAGAAGGUCAGCAGUUUGAUAUUCGAGGGACAGUUGAUGAAUUCAGGAAUUCAAUAAACAUGUACAUGUUUUGGAAACCAGGAAUGGAAAUAUAUGUCUCUCAUGUUCGAAGGAAGCAACUUCCUUCUUACGUUUUUCCAAAUGGUUACAAACGGCUUCGGCAUCCUAGGGUUACAAUGCAGCAGCAAAUUGGCAAAUCAUGCACUCCAGAGAGCGGUUCUUGUGAUAGAAGUCAUAAAAGGAAAAAAGAUUCUGACGAGGUUGAUUUGAAAAAUGGGACGCCAGAAAAACGACAUUUUGAUGGUUCUGACAGAGACUCAGCGACUCCUGAAAAUAUCACAAAUAAGUUUGGUGAUGCAUCUCCAGAGUGCUUGGUGUUGGCUGAAGGGAAUGGAAUAUCACUGCUUGAUAGGAAGCCGUUUUGUCCUAGUGAUAUUGAUGGAACAUCUACAUCAAAUUCCAGUGCUGUAACUUCAAUAUCGAGUGAGGAUGUAGGAAAUGAAUCUGCAGCUGGCAGCAGUGAGGGGAACAAUGGUUGCAUUGAUGGGAGUGUUGAAGGAAGUAAUAACCUGUUAUCUUCUCAAAGUUAUAUCGGUGAUGCAGAUUCUGAAACCACUUUAAAGAUUGCGGAUGGUGGUGGAGUACUGCAGGAACAGUUCGAGCGAGUUGCGUCAGUUGGGAUGGCUCUGAAUACUGUAGAAGCUUUGCAGAAGCCUGUGACAAGGCACGUGCUUUGAAAUUUUAAGUGGUUAAGUUUGACAUCGAAGGCGUGAAUAUAGUGAGAAUUAUUUUCCUGCAACAUUUUCACCUAGAAGGCGGAAAGCCAGCAAUCUGGGUAUGUGAAUUUGCGUAAGUGUCACAUUUCUUGCUGGCUUUCGUUUCUUGUUUCUUUUCCAGGGAUGCUUAUCAGAACAUCAAAUCCAAUGGAGAAAGUAUCUGCUCUUUAUCGGCAGUGAAGUCGUCAAAUGCUUUCAAUCAUUUUGCUCGGAUUAUGAUAAAGGGACUGGUUUGUUUUCCUUUCCUAUUUCUGCGUCCUUUUAUGUUCACGGCGGAAGCAUUCUAGUGUUUUGAGGUGGGUGGGCUUCGAGAUAAAUAUUUUUCCAGUGUGAAAGCGGGUUUAAGAUUUAGGUACAAUAUUUUAUAUGUGUGGCUGCCUAUUGUUUUUGUUGUCCCGGAUUUCUUCGCUAUAAACUGUGCCUUGUGCUCACUCUGUAAUUAUUAUUAAGAAAAUAUUAAGAAUCUCUCCCUA
Mercurialis annua (annual mercury) is the source of this 2824-nucleotide messenger RNA. RefSeq names its product nuclear poly(A) polymerase 4-like. The coding region runs from base 246 to 2312 and encodes 688 amino acids. Gene Ontology annotation, cellular component: nucleus. Gene Ontology annotation, molecular function: RNA binding; poly(A) RNA polymerase activity. Lineage: Eukaryota; Viridiplantae; Streptophyta; Magnoliopsida; Malpighiales; Euphorbiaceae. The transcript has 12 exons. The record is from RefSeq and is a predicted model, not a curated record.